Gaeumannomyces tritici R3-111a-1 is the source of this 350-nucleotide messenger RNA. RefSeq lists its product as hypothetical. NCBI's taxonomy places the organism in Eukaryota, Fungi, Ascomycota, Sordariomycetes, Magnaporthales, Magnaporthaceae. Bases 1 to 297 code for a protein of 98 amino acids. The record is from RefSeq and is a predicted model, not a curated record. The transcript is spliced from 2 exons.
AUGAAGGCCACGCUCGCCAUCAGCAUUGCCGCCCUGGCCGUCGGCGUCUAUGCAGAGAACUGCAAGACCGGGCUCAACUACUGCGGCUAUAACCUGCGCAACAGAGGCGGCUACUUUGACAUCCUAGACCAGGUCAACUUCAUGCUCGGACGCGGCAAGGAGUACGCCCCCAAGUUCGAGCACGCGCUAUUCUACUGCGCCGGCGGCCGGAGCGGCGUCAUCGAGCAUCGCAAGGACUGCGCCAACGGGUGCGCCGACGGCGGCAGCGGCAGGAGCGACUUUUGCGUGCCGUCUUGAUCUGGUGUCGACGUCUAGCUACUAGACAUCUUGUGUUGAUUCGUUGUUCCCGU